AUGCAUGGGGAAACAUCAACCGCAGCCAACAUGUUCCAAUUGGCUGGCCUAUACGCGGUGCACUGUCUAGUUCCAGCUAUCUUACUCCUCACUACGCCAAAGCACUCUACUCUCCGAUAUCUCUCGGUCCCAUUCUUGCUAUUGACUGCGUAUCAAGGUGUGCUUGUUGCGUGCGCAUUGGGCCCGGGGUACGUGUGGUGCGAAGUAGCCCGCCUCCUCUUAACGGUAGUCUUCCAAGCCCUAGAUGUGCUAUUCAUUCGCCCGCGAGACGGAAGCGACGUGCCAUUGACCCAUGGGCAAAGCUUGAUCGCUCGUCUUUAUGAUGCGACGAAGCUGCUGACACACCCUCGUGGAAUCAACACAGGGCAUCAGACCAAGAAUGUUCCACCACAGCCAGCAUACUAUGCCCGGAGGAACAUGGGCAGCCCUCCGCGGGGUCGUUUCCUGCUUCGACAGAGCGCGAUCGCCAUCUGGCAAUAUCUCGCCCUGGAUCUUUUCUCCACGGUGGCGUUGCAGCAGGCAUUGGCGCAGGACGCCCAUGAGAAACUGCCGCCGGUUGUUCAGUGGAACCUCUCCGUGGAGCAAUGGGUUGAGAGACUGAUUUCGAAUCUGGUGGCGGGCGCUGUGGUUAGUCGCAUGAUCAUUGACCUCCACCACCGGGUCUUUUCAAUCAUCAUGGUGGGGUUGGGCCUUGAAUCUCCAUCUGAAUGUCCUCCCCUCUUCGGUCGCAUAGCAGAUGCUGGCUCGCUGCGUGGAUUCUGGGGGAAAUUCUGGCAUCAGAUGCUACGCCAUCCUCUGUCCUCGGUCAGCGAAUUUCUAGCGCUCGAUGUCCUUGGGCUUCCCCGAGGAUCUUUGCUUGGACGGUACACCGUCGUAUACCUCGUGUUCUUCUUUUCCGCGGGGCUUCAUGUGGUGCUGGACCUGGUGCAAGGCAUCCCGCUGCCAGAAUCCGGUGCGUUAUUAUUAUUCACCCUGGCCCCACUGGGCCUGAUGAUUGAAGACGGGGUCAAAGCUGCAUGGAAAAGGUCUCGUUCACCGGCAGGUCAACCCUUGUUCGCAUGGACCAAAGGACUCGGACUGCUCUGGUCCAUGGCAUGGCUGGGCAUCACAUCCACUUGGUUCUUUUACCCGCAAAUGUUGCGCCCGCAAAACCAGAAUCUGGUCCCGCUGAGUUUGGCACAGCGCGUCGGGCUCCCCGUCAUUGGAGGCAUCGCUGUCGUCUGGGGCGUUCUGACGGCGCUUGUGUUUGAGGUGGAAGUUUAA
Molecule: messenger RNA, 1263 nt
Organism: Penicillium chermesinum
Lineage: Eukaryota; Fungi; Ascomycota; Eurotiomycetes; Eurotiales; Aspergillaceae
Product: wax synthase family protein
Exons: 2
Coding region: 1-1263 (420 amino acids)
Biological process (GO): lipid metabolic process
Source: RefSeq, a predicted model, not a curated record